Molecule: messenger RNA, 10395 nt
Organism: Metarhizium brunneum ARSEF 3297
Lineage: Eukaryota; Fungi; Ascomycota; Sordariomycetes; Hypocreales; Clavicipitaceae
Source: RefSeq, a predicted model, not a curated record
AUGGCGGCCACGACUGAUUUAAGCGCUGCCCAACCCACCCUCCAAGCAGAGCCUCUGGUUCCUGAGGCAGCGGAGGACCCAACGACAUACACUCAGCUUCAUUUAACGGAUUCUGAAGGAGAGGCAGAGCCAGGCAAAACCCCUGAAGAUGAUUUGCCUCGCGGCGAGGACGUAGUUGAAGAUCGCCAGGGUGCAGAGGCGGCUGAAUCAUCAAAUCCACCGGAGCUACAGGGAGAGCAGACUCACACAUCUAAGAAGAGCAAAAGAAAGGAGAAAAAAAACAAGAAGAAUACCCCUGUGGAAACUACGAAUAAUGAAAAUAAUGAGAAAUCUGUAACGACAUCACCUGGAAACAAGAAAAACAAAAAGAAGAAGAAGGGUAAGAAUAAAGGAACGGCGAACACAUCAUCCGCGGAUAAGGAACCCGAGUCUGAAGCCGAAGCUGAGGAGGCUAAACCCCAAGAAGUGAAAGAAGAGGAGGCGCCUGUGGCGGAAGCGGACUCGUCAUCUUCUGAGCCGGCGAGGGAAGAGGACAAACCUGAAGUAGCAAAGGAAGAGACAUCUACGGUGGUCGAGGAACAGACAGCUUCUUCUGAAGUUCCGGUGCCUAAGACUGAAGAGUCUAAACCCGCGGAAGAGAAACAGGAGAUAACUGUGGUCACUGAGGAAUCGACUGCUCCUGAGCCAGCCCCUGAGGAUUCAGUUCAGGAGAAGGCUCCGGAAGAGAGCCAACCUGCCGCUGAACCCGCAGCGGAACCUGAAGCAUCAACUCCCGAGGUCACACCCGAGGCUACAGUUGAACAAGCUGCGCCGGCGAUAGAAACCGAACAAGAGGCAGCUUCCAAGGAAUCUGAACCCGCGGCAGAAGCGGCCAAACCUGAAGAACCGAAGGAAGAGACGCCAGAGGCGGCAGGAGGAUCGUCUGCCCCUGAAGCUGGAACAGAAGCAUCAGCACCUGUGAAAGCAGAGGAGAAGACAGAUAUGACGGCCGAAGAACCGGCAUCCUCAGAUACUACUCCUGAGGCUCCGGCUGAGGAAUCCUCUCUAGCAGCAGAAGCCGCAGAUUCUGAGACGAAGGAGGAACCGGGCGAUGGAGCUCCUGCUGAAGAGCCCACUGAGAAGAAACCUACAGAAGAGAAGAUGACUGAGAGUACAGAGCCUGCCCCGGAAGAAGCACCUGUGGCCAAUGCUGCUGAGGAGGAGAAUGUUAAUGCAAAACCAGCUGAGCAACCGAUACCUGAUGCUGCCGCGGAAGACGCUGCAAAGGAAGAUACAACUGCAGGCAAUGACCAGGAGUCUGUGAAGCCGGCGGAAGGAUCAGCAGAUCCUGAACCUGUUGAAGAUGCUGCGUCUACUGAACCGGCGGCUCAAAAUGCAGCUCCAGAAGGAACGAUGGCUGAGACUCCAAGUGUCGAAGAGCCUACAAAUGAACAAUCUGCAGCUGAGAAGCCUGCAGGGGAAACUGAAUCUGAGCAAACAGCUGCCCAAGAGCCUGCUGACGAGCCGGUAACCGCGGCUGUGGCCGAGGACGAUGUUCCGAAAGCCACCGGCGAAGAUGCGACUACCGAAGAGGUCACAGACGAAGUGAAGGCAGCCACCGAGUCCAUACCAGUGGAAACGAUUGCCGAAACCACCCCUACGGGAGACGAGGUUACAAAGGAUUCUCCUCUAGAAGGCGUCCUUGUUGCAACGGAAGCCACGGCCACAUCGGAAGACGACCCUCCUUCCGGCCCAGCUUCUGCUGAUGCACCGACUGUUGAUGCUGCGGAGGAGUCAGUAGCCCGGGAACCGGAGGACGGGGUGACUUCAACCGAAGAGUCGCCCCUGAAUGUAGUGAAUGAAGAGACGGGAGGAGAAGCGCCUCCCUCGACGGAGCCAGAAGCUCCAGCAGCAACCGAAGAUGCCGAGGACACCAAAGAUUCACCAAAUGCUGACUCUGCACCAGCGGACAUACCAGCGGACAUACCAGCGGAUGGACCAGCUCUAGAAUCAGCCCCUGAAUCUAAAGCAGAGCCUCUAGCAGAGCCGGCAGAGGAAGAAAAAAUAUCUGACGAACCAGUAACAAAAGAUGAGGCGGCCGAAGUAGCAGAGCCCGAAGCAGACCAUGAUGCUAAGCAGGCUGAACCAGAGUCUGUCGAAGCAUCUACAAAUGAGGUUUCCGAACCCAAGAAGGAAGUCGAAGAUGCUGUGCAGGAGGUAUCUCAAGCCGAAUCAAGCCCUGCAGAAGUCCAACCAGACGCUGCUAAGCCUGACUCACAAGCCGAGCCUGGGUCUGAUUCCGCACAUGAAGGCGAGGCACCCAUAACUGAGGAGACCAAAGCUGAAGCUACUGCGACAGAAGCUGCUGCAGAUGACACCGUUAAGGAGGCAGAAAAGGCCGAACAGUCGAUAGAGGACCCAGUUCCCUCUAAUGAAGGUCAAGAAGAGCCUGAACAGUCUCCGCCUGAGACUGCUACUGCAGCUGCAGAGCCUGAGACAGAGAAGCUCGAGACUGUAGAAGACAAGCCUGCCGAGGACAAGGUUGGAGAGGCAGAAGCUUCGGAGUCGGCAGAUGUUGCGACAAUUACAGAGCCACAAGACGUCCCAUCUGAGCCAACUACUACUGAGUCGAAGCCAGAGGAGCCUGGUGCCGACGCUCCAGCCACAGAAGCUGCUGAAGAGGUAAAAGGGGAAGAAGAUACGACUGCCACCACCGCGCAAUCCGUAGUUGAGUCAGCAGCAGACCCAGUGAACGAUGAUAAAGCUAAAACAAAUGAACAAAAGGCUGAGGAGGCAUCACAGGAACAGCCUACUCCUGAUGAGUCAAAACCCGAUGAGGGCGCCACUGCCGAACCUAACGAGUCUGAAGCUGCUGAAAAGGAACCAACGGAAUCUCCAAUGUCGAAGCCUGACGAUACAGAGGUGAAGGAUAAAGAUGCUCCCUCGGCUGAAGCAGGAACCGCUGAAGCCCCUGUAGAGGAACCGAAGGCCGUGGAGACGGAGAUGACUGCUACGACUGAAGUGGCAGCUGAAGAUCAAGUUGCAAGCACCGAAGCUGAAACUUCACCUGCUGAUGCCACCGCCGAACCUUCUACUAGUGAGACAGAAGCGGCCAAAGAGCCUGCGCUUGUUCCUGAGAAUGCCGAAGAGCCAGUUGAUGUAGUUACGGAACCUGUUACUCAAGAUGCCGAUGGAUCUGCGGCCUCACCUCCCGAGUCUGAAACGAAGCAAGGCGAACAAACAGAAGACUCAAACGCGGACAAGGCUGAUACCAAACUGGAUGAAGAAUCUGCUGCCAUCGAAGGGCCUGCCGAAACUGCCGUAGAAGAUACACCUGCCACCGAGAAUCAAAUUUCAGAAUCGCAGUCUGAAGUUCCCAACGAUGAGUUGGUAGCAUCACCUACCGAAGAACCCGAAGCCCAAAUUGAAGAAACAGGUGCCACAGGAAUAGUCGAUGGAGCCGAGGACAAGCCUAAGCCAGAAGAAUCAGAAGUAACUAAAGACGGCGAGGGAGUUUCCGACGCCCCAGCUCCAGCUGCCGAGACUACGGAGACGAAAGAAGCGGCAGCCGAAACAGAGGUUGAAGAGUCCUCUGACCCAGCCGCUGAAGCCAAGGAUGUCAACGAUGAGCCAGCUGCCGAACAGCCUGAGGCUCUUACUGAACAGCCUGCGGAUACCGAAGAGACGACUCCGGUUGAUGACAAGAUCGAACCCACGGAUGAAGGCGAAGUCGCCCCUGUUACUGAGCCUGCUGUUCAGUCUCCCGAUGCCGCAGAGACAGAAGCCGAAGGCCCAGCUGAAGAAGCAACUGCAGCUGAACCUGAAGGGACAGAUGGUGCAGCUGCUGUUGCAGUACAGGAGCAGGCGGAGCAGGCAGCUGAAGGCGAAGACUCAACAAAGGAACCCGAAGCCACUCCAGAAACUACCGCGAUGGAGCCAGCAACCGAUGACAAGGAAGCGGUUGCUGACACCGAGCCUCCCGCUAUAACCACUGAUGAGGACAAUGCUGAUGCAGAUACCAUGAAGGAGGCCAAUGAGCCUGAAGUAGAAGCUGAGAAAACUGUUACAGCGCCAGCUGAUCUUGUUGAUAACAGCGCUUCUGAACCUCUGGCUCCUGUCGUAUCGGAUGAGGCCAAAGAGGUUGUACAGGAACCUGCUGUUGAUGACACUACAUCAGAAGUUAAACCUGAUCCCGAUUUUGAUGCACCACAUUCGACGGAAGAAGCUGAGGCUCCAGCAGAUGUAUCGGGUGCAGAAGCAGAGGCACCGAAAGAAGACGUUUCUGCUGACAAAGAAACCGUUGAACAGACGACGGAUGAUGUGCCUGCGACCGAGGAGGCGAAACUAGCUGACCAGCCUGACGUAGCAGCUGAACAAGAAAAGGAAGCUGCGACAGUCGAAGCUGCUGAAGACGCCGUGCAAGACAAGGCUGCUCCUGAGAGCGCCGCUGAUACCGCAGAGUCAACUGCUGCCACUCAAGAUGUACAAGUCGAGCCCUCCGAUCCUGCCGCAGAGACUGUAGAGCCAGUCGAGUCUGAGGCUCAAGAGGAGCCAGUUCCCGAAGCAUCAGCUGAACCUAUCGAAGAUGAAGCGAAAGGAGAGCCUGAAGCAGACUCCCAAGACGUAGCCGAUAUUGCUGCUGCACAACCGGUUGAGCCAGAGACAACAGGUGACGAAUCUGGUGGUGCUGAGCCACCUAUUGAAAUAGUGCAAGAGACUACUGCUGAACCUGAGGCUGCUAAGGAAUCUGAGACUGUUACUGCUGACCAUGCAGAGACAGAAGAGGCUCCAGAUGCUGACGAGACCAGGGCUCAGAUUGGUUCAAAGGAUGAAUCGGAGCCGGCGGCAGAGCCAGGAGAAGAAACCGAGCAACCAACUGUUUCUGAAGAUAUCAAGGCAGCAGACGGCGCCGCUGAGACUGCUGGGACCGCUGAAGCCCCACCCCCUGAAUCGGUUGCGGCUGCAGAGGAGGAAGCCAAGGCAGAGGAACUCGUCGCUGAAGUUGCAGAACCUCAGGAACCUGAGAUUGUGCCGGCGGCCGAAGUUGCUGAGGCGGAAGCACCUGCGCCAGCUCCCGAGGUCAUAGAGCCCAAGGAGGAGCCCGAGGCUCCGGUUGCCGAGGAGGUUGAACCAGAGCCAGAGCCUGCCGAAGAGCCCAAAGCAGAACCUCUAGUAGAAGAGAUGGAACAAGACCAUUCUAAAGCCGCUGCCGCGGCCAUUAUCGCUGGCAUUGCUGCUGCUGCCGGCGGAGCUGCUCUUGUCGCCACCGAACUGCCAAAAGAUAAACCAAAGGCGCCAAAGACACCCGAGGAAGAAGAGAGUAAGGACACUGUUGGGCCGAUUCCAAGAGAUGGAAAGUUGACGCCCAAAUCGAAGAAAGGUGAGGAAUUGUAUUCUUUUCAUGAUACCCCUAGUGAUUUUUCGGAUGCUGUUGGAUAUACCAAUUUGGAGGAAGCUGGAGAAAGGGAUGGCAAUGACGUUUUUGCGCUCCCAGAGAAAGAGGAGGUAAAGGAGUUGCGGCCUGCUACAGAGCAGGUUUUGGACGAGGCUACUGAAGUAAAGUCUGAAGUUUUGGAACAACAACUGAAAGAAACAGUCGCUAUAGUCUCGACUGAGGAGGAGGCCGCAACCGUUGUUCUUGAGUCUGUUGAAGAUGCCUUGGCAGGGAAGUCAAGUCUGCCAACCACAGGGACGCUUGACGAGGUGGAAACCGAGGAAUCAGCACCUGCUGCCGAAGAGGAUCCUGUUUUGGAACAUGCAUCUGAGAAAACUCAGCUGCCAGAUACUGAAGCGCCAGAAGCCGUUUCUGCUGGAGGAUCAAAGCCUACGACCGAGGAGCAGGGUCUGACAAAGAGUGAUGAUCUUGCUUUGGCUCCGGCUCAUGGGGAAGAAUCUGACCAGGUCGCAGCGUCCACUGUGCUGGAUGAUUUGAAGGAACAGUUAGCUGAACAAACAGCAACUAAGCCUGUUGUCGAAGAUGCCUCAGCAGAGCCUGCUACUAUUGCUGCAAUGGAAGAGCCGGAAGUGCCAGUCAACGAGGAGUCCGCGUUGGUCAUAACCAAAGGAGAAACACCCACCAUUGCGGAAGACUUUGUUGCGUUGGAUGACACCAAGAAAGACUUGCACCUCCAAAACGAAAAGGAGACUGUUGCUACCGAUAGUGCUAUCCUUGAGCCUGUUCUGGCUGUAUCUAGUGAAGGUUUAAGUUCUUCGGUCACACAAGAGCCAAUCUUGGACGAUCCGAAUGAAUUGGUAGCACCAAAGGCUGCAGACGAACCGGAAUCGGUUGCAACCGAGGCGUUAGAUACUGCCGAUGCGGCACCAAUCGUCGUAGAUGACACUACAGCUGAAGUGUCCGUUUCGGUCCAAGUCAGUAAAGAAGUCGUCCCUGAAGCUGUCCGAGAAUCUGCUUCAGCGGCUGCCUCUACGGAGGAGGAACUUCCACACGCCGGAGAGCCCAUUUUAGAGUCUACAGAGAAACCUGAUACCACGGCUACUGACGCUGUUGCUACCGUCAUUCUGGGCUCUGAAGAACACAGUGCGUCAGGCGCUGAAGAGUCGGUUUCGACCAGAGCUGUUGGCCCUACAACUCCUGCAGUCAUUGAAGAGCCAAUUCGUUCUGAGGCUUCCGGGGAAGGUCUACGCACAGAAGAAUCUACUUUGGAGCCAAUGGAGAAGCCUGACAAUACAGCCGUGGACAGCGCUGCAAUUAAUGUCGAUGCUGAUAGGCUCCACGUGGCAGCCGCCGAAGUAUCUGAGAUGGCUUCAGACCAGGAAUUAACGUCCACUGUUAUUCAAGCCGUCACUGUGGAUAAUGCAACAGAACCAACAGAGCUGAAGUCUACUGAGCCUGUCUUGACUACGGGAGCUCAAGAGUCAUCUCCAGGUACAGAAGGGCUUAACAUCUCGGACGAGCCAAGGGAGAACCUGGUGGAAGAGUCAAAUCCCCUCGACAAUGAAGAAACCAAGUUGGUCAACGCCACUAAGAACACGGCACCUGUCAACGAGUCUGUUGAUGUAGAUGAUUCGGUAACAGGCUUGGCUCAGUCGGCGCUGGAAUCCGGUAUCGUCUCGAUCCCAGAUGCAGAUGUCAUAGCCAAGGUUCCUGAUAUGUUGACGCAUACAGCCGAGGAGCCUUCUGUGGUCGAGGCAGAGCCCUUUUUCACUACAAAGGCUGAAAUAGAUUCUGUCGCUGGAGUUGCUGAAGAGCCCAUCGUGUCACAAGUUUCAACUGCGGCGGCCACGAUUGAGGCCGAGCCAAUUAUGCUAGAGGAAGUCAGCAAGGAGCUCGAUAAUUCCUCACCUGUCCAAGCAGCUAAUCAGGCUGCUUUAUUUGCAACAGAUGAUGAAUCUCGACUGGUUUCAGAUAAAUCAACGAUAUACGCAGUUGAGGACCAAGCUGUUGGAGGCAAUGGUCCUCACGUGGAAGCUUCUCAAGAGUCCGAGCACCUUGACCAGUAUCAAGAGCUGGCCGCCGAAGGAGAGACCAAAGCAGAGUCCGAGGAUGGUAGUUCUGUCUUGAUUGACAACAGCGGUGAAGUUCUGAAUACCGAUUCUGCAGGGCCCGAAGCAACUGAUUCCGAGAAACCCCUCGAAGACGAUGGUGUUGUACUGAGCCAAGAGCAGCCAUUGUCAGAAUCUUGGGCACUUGUUGAGGCCACCGAUGACUCAAAGUCCAAACCUGCCGAGGAAAUUGUUGCAGAACACGAGGUCCAAGAGCAUUCCGCCCCAGAUUCUGAAGAUAAUGCAACGGUUGUCGUGUCGCAGGAGAUUCCAAAUGAUUCUGAACCAACUAGACAAAUGGAAGCCGAGAUGCAAGAGGAGGAUGCUCUAGCCGAGUCGCUUCCCGACCUUGCUGUAGAGACUGUCGUUGAGAACAAAGCACUUGCUUCUGAUACGCCCGCCGAAUCCUCAGUUGGUCCAGUUGCUGAGGGUGAAGAAACUGAGGCAAAGGACCAGAUGCUUGAUCGUUCAGCAGAACAGUUGGCAGCAGUACUUGCGGCAGAAACCCUCAUCACGGAUGAAGCCAUCGCCCCUGUCAAUGUUACCGAGUCUCAACCGAUGCCAGAAACAAAACCAGCAGAGACACAAGAUAUCGACCUGACCGUGCAAGCUUCAAAUGAGCAAUCCAGGAGUGAGAUGGCAUCUGAAAUGGCUACCUAUUACCAAGCAGUUCCCGAUGCUUUCGAUCUCCCGCAGAUUGAGCUAGAGGCUCGUGCCUUGCCAAUGGAGGAUAUUGAGCAGAAAGACCUAGCACAAACAGCUGCAGAUCAAGGACCAGUGGCCGUGGCAGUUGCGGAGGCUCCCAUUGAGAUGACGUCGAGUCAGGAAGCAACUGCUGCUGAUUCUCAAGAGGCCCCUUGUCCUGAUGAUAUCCGACCAGAGUCACUACCAAAGGCAAUCGAGGAGACCAAUCCACAGGGAGUGCCAGCACAAGUUUUUUGUGCCCAGCUUUCUGCCCAGCCAGUUGCUGAAGCGCCAGCUAUUAAAGAAGUCAUUGCUACUGAAGCUUUAAUCGUUGAUCCUCAAAUCGAAACAAGCUUGGCUUCUGACGGGGCUGCUGAGACGGCUGACGAAGCUGAACAAAAGGACGACUUUGUCGAAAUCGCGGCUGAGCAAAGUGUUGCUGCCCUACAGCGAGAACGCGCAACUGAUGUUGAGCAUGGAAUAUCUGUUGCUGCUGCUGAUGACGACGAAGAGUUUGUCGAUGCUUCUGAAGGAACCGAGACGGCUCCCAAUGCAGAUGCUGCAUUUCCACCUACCGAAGCUCCGGAGAGCUGGCUUUCCCAGGAGGUCGCACUCGAAGCCCCAGCUGAAGACAUUGCGCUUCCCACUGCAACCCCAACUGGAGAGCGCGAGGUGUCAUCUCACGGGAAGAUCGUUUCAACCGACAGCUCGACUGAGGAACCCGGCAGCCAGAUUGCUGGCAUUGCUUUGGCCGCUGCUGGUGUAGCGGCACUUACAGGCGCGGUGACAGUCGCUGCAGUUGGACAACUCCACGAUUCCAAGUCAACAGAUGUUGUAGGCUUCACCGCCGAGCACGACAAGUCUCUAGUCUCUGCAAAAGCAUCUGAAACAGAGAAGUGCGGAGAUUUGACCGAGGCUCAAGGAAAGUCAACUGCUGCAUGUGAGACUUUAGCCCCAGCAGCCGCAGAGCUGGAAGUUGAACCGACGCAAAGUUCUGGCCUCACAAUACGUGCAAGUGAUGUUGAUUUAAGAGCUCCCACACCUGCUGUGGUGGUCCCUGACAUGGCAAUGGUUGAUCAACAACGAAACAAGUCUUUGAAGCGCAAGCAGAAGCUGGCGGUCCGGAACGUCGAGGAUACAGUUGCGGCUGCAGUUGUCAUUUAUGCCACUGCUGAAGCUUUGAGCCCUCCCGCUAGCCCUAAGGCUGGUGAUACCUUCCAAGACCAUGAAGGGGAAUUUCCCUCCGUUGUUUCACGGGAAAUUGUUGAGGAGGACUCGCACCAGCUUGAUACUGACUUAUCUGCAGACGAAACUUCAAGAGACCCUCGAGCGUCAAGUGGCGAAAGGGAAAGGGAGAGGACUCGCCGCCGUAGACAGUCUUCUCACCAGUCUAGCCGAUCUAGCCGUAGUCGUGGCGACGAGGAGCAUCGCGAGAGCAGACGACAGUCGUCACAUGGCUCGCAUGGCCCACACAGUCGCCGACAUCGUGCUGAUAGUACAGGAGAAGACGCCUCAAAGACGCCGCCCAGAACUCCUAGGCGACGAGACAGCGGUGUCUCUGGAGAAAGCUCUGGAAGUUCUGGCAAACGACGAACACCAGAAGAAAAAGCCGAGCACGAACGACGCAGAGCGGAGCGCCACCUUGGCGAUCAAGACUCUGAACGUCGUGAACGAUCGGAACCUUCUGAGCGCUCGGAACGUUCCACGCAUAGAGAUCGCAAGGGCAGCAGAGACGUGGACCACCCUGCGGAACGAAGCCAUCGCUCCUCGCGCCGGCAUAGCCACUCUAGCCAGCACAAGUCUGACCGUAUUCCUUCUGCUUCUGCUCCUGUCGAAAGGGAGCCACUUAUCCAGCCUUCUGACAAGCGGUUUUUUGAGAUUAAGAAUAGUGAAGGAAUAGUAGGCAGCGGUUUGCCCCCCACGAUCGCAGGGGAGACCACGGUUGAAGUUGAAAUCGAGGUUGAAGCUCCUAGGGCAACAGAGGCACCCAAGAGAUCCAACACGACGCGAUCCAAAUACGGUUUCGGACGCCUCUCAACCGAUCAAUCUCGCCCCAAGACUACGAAGACGCGAGAGUCGGCUGACGUUCCUCGAGGUUCUUCAUCGAAGGGCAGUGUUACAACUUCCGAAGAUAACGCCAGACGGGCUAGGAAGUCUGAGCGUAGUAAGAAGGAAGAAGAGAAGAAGCCUACUGGGUUCAAAGGCGUGCUAAAGAGGAUAUUUGGAUGA